CUAUGAUUCAUGUGCCACUUACCCCGCUACCCAGCUCUCAUUGGCUGGCCCAUACCACGUGGGGUACUUCGUUUUCAUUAUGGGGAGGGACUUGAGCUACUCCGGACGGUGGUGCUAGAGUGUGGAAAUUAUUUACUCACAGUCCGCUCAAAAUUAAUGAUCAUGAGUUCGUUUUUGAUGAACGCCGCGCCGUACGCGGAUCCUAAAUUUCCCCCAGCAGACGAAUUUUCCCAUCACAGUUACAUUCCUCAGCCGCAACGCGUGGAGUUUUACCGGCAAAAUGCUUCACAACAGUCUUUUGGAUUUCAGACAACAAACAGCCACCAUCCGCACCAUCAGCAUACCCAUAACCAGCAUCCCGCCGCCGAGUACGAAGACAGCAAGUACAGGUCCGGCCAGAACUAUGGCUGCCCCAGUCCUAUGGCAUCCCCACAGUCACAGAGUCACCCCAGCGGCGGUCAUCCUCAGUCACAGGCCACCCAGCCUCGGGGCCACGGCACUCUCAACGGAUACAGCCACUCUCCGAUAAGUAGUCACAGUCACCCUCGGGAUCAAUCUUCAGCUGUACCCUCGGAGGGUCGUUCUCGUCAGCCUGUACAUCCCACAUGUGCCCAGACGAACGGCAAUGGUCCCGUUAUUUACCCAUGGAUGAGGAAAAGUCAUUCUAAUAGUAACAGCACUUCAGCAAACAAUGGAAGUUUAAUAUCAGAACCAAAGAGAGUGAGAACAGCAUAUACACGUCACCAGGUGUUGGAGUUAGAAAAAGAAUUCCAUUUUAAUAGGUACUUAACCAGAAAACGGCGAAUUGAAAUCGCACAUUCACUCUGUUUAUCUGAAAGGCAAAUAAAAAUAUGGUUUCAAAACAGACGGAUGAAGUGGAAAAAGGAACACAAACUGCCUAACACGAAAACUCGACUCAGCGAAAAUUCCUCGGACGGUUACAUAGGUAUUCACGAUGACGAUCUCAGCAAUUCCCCGCCCCCAGGAGCAACUCUGUCCAGGGACAUCAUCACAACGUCAGCAGGGCUCACCAAAUUAUAAAACUCCACCUUCCGGAAGCGUCUGGAUUUGAUACUAAAACAAUCUCCAGCCCAAAUGUCUGAUGAUUUGACUAAUCGCCUGAAGGCUUCGUAAACCAAAGUACUAUGGGCAACUUUUGUUUCAUGUUUUGCGAAAUAGCACUCGCGAUGAGAAAUGCAUCGUGCCCAUCGAGAAAUUGUUGUUUAAUACGUGGACUCCAGAAACACAGAUGUGUGUGUUUUAUGCGAGGAAGCUGCUGUUCGUGUCGCCCACAUGUCCCGAAUAGUGCCGCUUCUGUCUGCUGAUGGCACGGGAUAUAGACUGAAGAACAACGCCCUCAUCCUGAAGUCUCCAGGGGGGCGAUGUUUAAACCUUGUCCCUGAGCUUGCUGUCUUGCCAGUACCUGGGACUGUAAAUAUUUCAAUGUAAAGGACAGUGAGGUAUUUAUUUGCCCUAUUCUCAAGGUAAUAGACCAGCGACAAAACAGGCGACAAAUAAGUAACACCUUUGUCGUGCUUUAGCGUGUGGAUGUUAUCUUCACACAAGUGUCAUUUGUCAGAUGUGUUUUCAGUGUUCAGCAUUGUGCUGUCCUCUUGUAUGCUCGCUUAUAGUUGCCAACAUAGAUCCGGUUUACAUGUACUUGUCAGGUAAAAACAAAAACACAAAUCAAUUAAGGCAUGUGAACCUGUAGCAAAUGUGAAGUUUGUUUCUUCUAAUAACAACGUGGAUAUAUUUUCUUCUCAACAAUUAAGUUAAGGAAAUUCUUGUUUUACAUGUCAGAGGGAUAUUUGUUUCAAAACCAUACUUCUAACUUCUAUCUUGCCGGCAGCUUCCCAUAUGAUGUGCAAAUGCCGACUCUCAAGUUUGUGCUGUGAAAUAUUAAUUUGCCAGACAGAUCACAUUUAUCGGUCAUAUUACCCCAGGCAGGAUAAAGAAGAAUCUCUAUGGGAUGCACUAAAACAAAGAAUGCUUCUUUUUGUAUUAAACCCAGAAACCUAAAGACGAUCUGGUUUGACUCUAACUGUCGAGCCUUCACGACAGGGAAAUACUUACUCCACUUAGAUGCAUGUCACAGAGCUAUAAAAUCUCAACCGCCUUUCUGUUUUUUGUUUGACGUCUUUCCUUUCUAAACCUAUUCGGUUUUUAGCAAAAUGCCAACUUAGCUGUCAGAUAUAUAUAUGGGAUGUUUUUCUUCUCUGUAUAAUUUCUGGUACAUCUGUACCUUAUGGGCUUUACGAUAAAUAUAUGCUUAACCAUCAGGAAGGAAUUAGGGAUAGCGUAUUGCACUUUAACCAUAGAACCAUAAAUGGUACAUUGUACCUAUGUAAGUAAAGCAUAAGUACUUUCAGGCCUUCAGGUGUAACUCUUGGAUUUGAGAGGCAAAAAGUUUUUAAAUUUUCAUUCCUAUAAUAUGAUAACAUGACACGAAUGUCAAGCAGGAAAUUCACUGAAAAUUUUUACAAUAGUUUUAAAGAAUUUGGUAUCACAUUAUGAAUCAGUUAAUCCGCACGGUUGAGACGUAUGUCUGUCCACCUUAGUUUACCUUCCGCAGGGACAUUAUGUAGGAACAGUAGCGUAUACUGAAAGGUCAAAAAGUUCAAGCCUAGAAUAUGUAACUAUGUUGUAAGAUAUACAAGUCGCUGACAACCAGGGGUGUCAAACAUGGUGUAAUUGAGAUUUUAAUGAAAAAUUGUUAAUUUAUCUAUGUACAAAUCAGACAUGUGUCUAGAAUUUUGCAUUUGAUUAGAGUUGACAAAGAGACGUGGAUAUUGUUUUUAGGUAGAACACAUAUGCAAUAAUUAGGGUAUAUUUAUCCCAGGUGAGAAGUGUGUAAGCCGCAGGACAGGUGUGCUGCCAACGACCCUAUACGCAAUACACAUGCUCUACGUUACCUGGCAUUUAUAAUCAUAUCCGAAACAAUGCUGACACAUUUAGUCGCAUUAAAAAAUAUGUUUUUUUUUAUCUGGCAUAUUGUACCUGUCAGUUCGCCAGGAAUUAUUUUACGGGCUAAUCUGUCAGCUAUGCCCUGUGAAAUCGUCUUGACGUCAUCUGUGACAGGCCUCUAGGCGUUAAUUAACAUCAGUGAAACUUAAUGUUUUUCAAUGCCCGUUUUAACGGUAUUAUAUAAGUUUAUGGUGGGUGACCAUGUCACCUAGUUUUUACAGACGUCGGUAUAUCUUUGUAAACCUUUGCGCAGUUCACAAAAGCCUCUGCAGUUGUAUUUUAGAACGCUCUUCAUGACUACAUGACUCCCCUAGCGCGUGUUAUAUUUGCGUUUUACAUACUGAUACUUUUUUCCUGUAUCUGUCAAACCCAGUAAAUUGUAUUAUAUUUAAUCAUAUCGUAAUUCCUUGCCAGAAGUCAUGAUUCAGUAUUCGGCUUUACAUACACAAGGUCACCAUGUACCUACAGCAUUACACAUCGCCACACAACACGCAACUACAUAUAUUUAACCUGAACACGCAGCAAUCGUGUCAUUAUGAUGUUCACUUCUAAGUUAAUAUAUUAUUUCAGUAAAUCGUUUCUAUAUUAAUGUAUGAUUGUGUGUUUGAAGGUUCUUCCUCGAUCGCGUGUGAUGAGAGAUUUAGUAACUUGUGUGUUAGUGUGAGUUUGAAAGAGAAUGUUUGAGGCUUAUUCGAGGUUAUCUGGAUGGAUUUAAGUGAGUCUUUCUGCCCACGUAAUAUCUACCAUUGUCGACUGGAGUGUUAUGUAGCUUAUUUGUCUCAACCAAUUCGUUUGAUCUCACAUUUACCAUAUCUUGUAUACAGUAGAAAAACAAUCCAUUGUCAAAACCAUCUUGUUUUUGAAGUGUUAGUUGUAUUUUAUGAACUGUACCGAUGGAAAAGGGUAACUAUAUUGAAUUCAAUCUUAUGCACUAUGACGUGCCUGGAAUUUUGGAAACAACAUGCCUUUUUAAAUACCAUAAAUUUCAUUUUUAUAUUAAGGAAAAUCAUCAUUUCAUCAACGAGUUGCCUGAAGUUGUAAAGUGUUUUUUUUUUCUUCUUAUUUCCUGGCACUGUGAAGUUAUUAAUUUAAAUUAUAAAAUAGGACAGAAAACAAUUUAUAUUGAUAAAUAAAUCCAGGUCAAACCACCCACAUAGACUCACCCUCUGUUUAGCUUGGUGUAAAAUUUUUCUUCCCAGUUGGCAGCUCGGACCCCUUUUCCGUCAGCGAACGCAAUUUGAGUUCUCUUGGAAUGUGACUGCUAAAAAUUUAAACUGUUUCCAGGGAACUGGCACUUCAGCUGUUUUAUGCGAGAGCUGCUAACUUUAUACAUGUUAAGGGGCUCUAACUUCCUUUCAUAUGAGAGACCGUGGCUUAGGUUAUAGACCUCUAGGUCAAUGUUAACGCUAAGCUAGAUAUAAACUGUUUAUUUGAUCGUGAUGAUGUUUGGUGAAUUCAUUUUCACGCCAAUUACCUUUUUCUCUCACAGGAUGUCAUUUUUUUUUAUCUUAGAAAUGGCGUCUUUACAAACGCACGCCCCGCUUUUAAAAACAGAAGUACACGAAUACGGCUUCCACUCGAUUGAUGUUUAAACUAAAUGUUCUCAUACAGAGUAUAAUAAAUGAGACAGGGUUUUGUAUUGCAUGGAUAUUAAGUUGCCAUUUUCUUUUUUUCCUCGUCUAGUGACUAGGAAUAUUGUAAACAAUUUUCUGGUUAACAGAUGGUUUGUUUUCUGUUUGCCACACGUUUUACAGGGUCUGUCGUAGAGUUAUUCUUGAUUUUUUUCCAUAUGUUUAGCCGGGUAACACGGUCUUUGUUAAACUGUUUUGUUAUGUCUUUUAACGCCAAUAAGCCUCAAACACAUGUUUAUUUUCUCGACAUUUAUCGUGUCAAAUAUUCAGUGUGUUAUCUUGUCCUUUUUUUCUGUUUUACUGUUUACUGCUGGGUUUCUAGAUAAAAGUGCUUGGGAUAUAAACUAACGGUUAGUGUCUUGCUUUCCCGAACUUGUUUGCCAGAUAAUGUAUUUUCUUGGCCACCAAAUUGGUGUAAGUCUACUUUAGACACCUCUUUCCAUUGUAGUAUAUGCUCUAUCCAAGAAUUUAGAUAACAGUAUCUUUGUGAUCGAUUUAUAUUUUUACUUUUGUUAUUUUUUCUUUGAACAGGGUCUGAAUUUUUUCAUGUGUUUUGCUGAAGUAAUUGUAUCAGAAAUGUAGUAAUAAUAUAGUUCUAGAAGCUGUUAACCUCUUCAUAUUGUGAAUUAUUAGAUGAAAAAUAAGAAGAGUCGCACUGGUUGUCAUUUGUCACUUACGUCUCCUUCAAACCACUCUUGAUUUUUUUCUGUUUUCUUUAUUUUCCCCCUAAUAUGCGCAUCUUGCUCAAUGAAGUGAACGUCUGUCAUUAUACCGUAUGAUUUGGGGAAGCAACAUAUGAUGUGUUUGCUAAUGAUGAAUAAAAUGUUUUGUUUAUAUAAUUCAUAUCUGCACCGUUCUGAUUCUUUCACGGUAAUCAGUAUCUGUUACAAAGGAAACGGAGGUCCCAUGAAUACGAGGAUGUCUGACUUAAAAUCAGACUUGCCUUCUUUACCUCAAGACAGUUUAGGCCUACUGUGCAAAAAUUGUGACUUAGCUUAAUAAGUUUCAGUUCUAAGAAAAGAGAUGUAUAAGAGACCCGUGACAAAACUAAAAAAAAAACAGCCUUUAUGUUCAAACCUAAGUUGUGAAAUAAGACGUGGUGUUAAGACUGCGUUUGGCUUAAGUCUAAGUCAGCUUCGUUUUC
Messenger RNA from Liolophura sinensis, 5739 nucleotides. Its product is annotated as homeobox protein Hox-B4-like. Gene Ontology annotation, cellular component: nucleoplasm; nucleus. Lineage: Eukaryota; Metazoa; Mollusca; Polyplacophora; Chitonida; Chitonidae. The record is from RefSeq and is a predicted model, not a curated record. Gene Ontology annotation, biological process: anterior/posterior pattern specification; positive regulation of transcription by RNA polymerase II. Gene Ontology annotation, molecular function: DNA-binding transcription factor activity, RNA polymerase II-specific; RNA polymerase II cis-regulatory region sequence-specific DNA binding.